Messenger RNA from Syzygium oleosum, 1799 nucleotides. RefSeq names its product aspartic proteinase CDR1-like. Gene Ontology annotation, cellular component: extracellular region. The record is from RefSeq and is a predicted model, not a curated record. Gene Ontology annotation, molecular function: aspartic-type endopeptidase activity. The coding region runs from base 24 to 1799 and encodes 591 amino acids. Lineage: Eukaryota; Viridiplantae; Streptophyta; Magnoliopsida; Myrtales; Myrtaceae. Gene Ontology annotation, biological process: proteolysis. The transcript has 2 exons.
GUUCAUAUCCCACAAUCUCCCCAAUGGCAGCCUCUCUCAGAUUUCAUUCUCUUCUUUCCUUCGCUCUGAUUCUCGCGUUCUCAAUGCCAUGCCAAUCUGCUCCCCAGUAUGGCUUCACCACGGAGCUGGUCCACCGUGACUCGUCGAGGUCCCCAUACUACAACCCCGCCGACACCCCGCAUCAACGCGUGGCCAACGCUAUCCGCCGGUCUGUUUCCCGCGCCGACCGUCUCGGCCAGAGCUCUGCCAACGCCCCGAGCACGCCCUCCGGGGUGAUCGUCUCCAGCAACGGGGAGUACCUUCUGAACGUCUCGCUCGGGAGCCCGCGCGUGGCUAUCGUGGGGAUCGCCGACACAGGGAGCGACCUCAUAUGGACACAGUGCGAGCCGUGCGAUGAUUGCUUCAAACAAGCGUCCCCGCUUUUCAACCCUCGCAAGUCCUCGACGUACAAGGACAUCUCGUGCAGCGUGUCGCCGUGCAGCACGCUCAGCCGAACCUCCUGCGGCGGACGAGGACUCUGCGAGUAUUCUUACUCUUACGGUGAUAGGUCAUACACUAAGGGAAACCUAGCCACAGAGACCUUAACCCUAGGGUCCACCUCCGGCCGGCCGGUGAGCUUCCCCAAGGUGAUCUUUGGGUGUGGACACGACAACGGCGGGACCUUCAAUGAUCGCACGGACGGAAUCAUCGGGCUCGGGGGCGGCAGCAUCUCACUCUUGACCCAAUUGGGGACAGCCACCGGCGGGAAAUUCUCCUAUUGCUUGGUGCCCUAUUCCUCGGAUCGUGGAAGCUCUAGCAAAUUGAACUUCGGGGCCAACGCCGUGGUCGCCGGCCGCGGCGUCAUUUCCACCCCUCUAGUCCAAAAGGACCCAAAGACUUUCUACUUCCUAACCCUUGAAGCGGUAAGCGUCGGCAAGACGAGGAUAGAAUUCACAUCCGACGACCCAUCCGAUCCCGUGGACGAAGGAAACAUCAUCAUCGACUCGGGCACGACGUUGACGCUGCUGCCUCAAGAUUUCUACACCAAGAUUGAAGACGUCCUCGGCAAGUUCGUGACUCUGCCCCCGGCGAGCGACCCGUCGCAGAUCCUUAGCCUUUGUUACCAGGCCGGGGCAGAUGUCGGGUCCAGCAUUCCCACCAUAACGUUCCAUUUCAAGGGCGCGGACGUGGAACUGAAUGCAGGGAACACCUUUGUUCGAGUCGCCGACGACAUCAUAUGCUUGGCGUUGGCACCGGGCCGGACGACGAUCUACGGCAACUUGGCGCAGAUGAACUACUUGAUCGGAUACGACACUCAGAACAAUAAGUUGUCCUUCAAGCCUGAGCCCAAGACUUUCUACUACCUAACCCUAGAAGCGGUUAGCGUCGGCGAGACGAGGGUAGAAUUCCCAUCCGCCGGCCCUUCCCUUUCCGAGGAAGAAGGAAACAUCAUCAUCGACUCGGGCACGACCUUGACGCUGCUGCCGCAAGACUUCUACUCCAAAAUCGAAGCCGCCAUGGUCAAGUACAUGAAACUGCCCCGCGUGAGCGACCCGUCUCAGUUCAUCAGCCUUUGUUACAAGGCCGUGUCGGAUACCGGGCUCGGCAUCCCUCCCGUGACCUUCCAUUUCAAGGGCGCGGACGUCGUGCUUGGGCCAACGAACUCCUUCGUCCGAGUCGCCGAAGAUAUCAUAUGCUUCGUGUUGAACCCGGGCGCGAUGUCGAUCUACGGCAACCUGGUGCAGAUGGACUUCUUGGUGGGAUACGACAUCCAGAACAUGAAGUUGUCCUUCAAGCCUGUUGAUUGCACCUUGCACUGA